Molecule: messenger RNA, 1019 nt
Organism: Paramecium sonneborni
Lineage: Eukaryota; Ciliophora; Oligohymenophorea; Peniculida; Parameciidae
Source: the annotation of a GenBank genome assembly
AAUGGUUUUAAUUCAUUAUAAGAAAACAGAGUUGAAUCAAUUUUUAUAUGAAUGUAGUGCUAAUACUCCUACAGAUUAAGUUAUAAAAGAUCUUGUUGAAAGUAAUCAAAUUUAAUAAUUACAUUAGUAAAUAAUAUGAGGAUUAUUCUAGAUCGUUUGGCAUGUGCAAUGGAAGAUUUAGCUACACAUGGUAAAUUUAUAAUUAUAUAUAUAUAAUAGGACCAUUAAAACCUGAAGAUACUAGAGGAUUAUCUGAAUAAUCACUUAUUGAUGCAGCUAUAGAAACUAUGGCACCAGAAAAAAAACCAUGGGCAGUUACUCCUUAAUAAUUAUUACCUGGUUAAAGAAUUAAUCCUGAUAAAACAGCAUAUCGAACUGGAGUUAUCCAAACUGAAGAAUUAUCUAAAAUGGUUAUUGAUAAUUGUACUAAAGUUAAAUAAGCAAUUUCAAAAAAUUUAGUUGAUUUAAAAUAAUGUUUAACUCCUAAAAUUGUUUAAGAAUAAUUAGAUUUAUUAAGAGGAUGUAUGAUGAUAUGUUAUCCUGGAUAUCAUGGAUUACCACCUUGGGAACCAGCUAGAGAAAUCUUAGAAGGUUAAUAUGAUACUUAACCUACAUUCAAUGAACAAUAUGAUUUUUUAGAUGAAAAAUAAACAUCAUUAUGGUGGGCUGGUAAAGAAUUACUUAGAGGUAAAUUAUUAUCUGAUUUUAUUGGAAAAAAUGAUAAAACUAAAAUUGUAAAAUCUCUCAUUAUAUUUUCUAUUAGAUUGUUAGAUUAUAAAAAACUGGAGCUGGUGCACCUGUUAGAGAACCUGCUGUUGAUGCUGAAACAUAAAAAAAAAUGAUGGCAUUUUAUUAUAAAAAAUAAUAAGAAUAAAAAGUAUACAUUUUCUAUUAUAGUAUUUUAGGAUUUAGAAGCUGAUGCUGAAGAUUAAUAUCUAAAUUCUUAAUGGGCUAAUCCUAAAUAAUUGAAAUAGUAAUUAAUGGGGGCUAAUGAUAAAAUUUCAUGGAAACCUAAAUGA